CAGCAGGAGAGGAGGAAAUGUUUUGGAGGAAUUGUGUUGGGUUGGGCUUCUAAAAGCGGUUGAAGCUGCCUGCUCCAGCCAGAGAUGGGAAGAAAGUUUUUACUGGCACUCACUCCUCUUUGAAGGGAUAACUGGAGAUGGUAGCAGCCCAGGCUCUCUCUUUCGUGUCCCACCAGAAGGAGUCCUGACUCCCCCUGUCAUAGCUGUGGAGCUUGUACCAAGGAAAGAGGAGGAGCACCAAAAGUCACAGCAGACCCUGAAAAUCAGAAAUGAGACUUUUAAAUCAAUAUGAUAUAAAGACGAUAAAGUGAAGGAAUGGUAGAAUGAAGAAAAAUUCUGAAGAUGUCCAACAAAGUUUUGGAAGAUUUUUCCAAGGAUAUUUAUUUGGAUGCAGAAGUGUCCCUAGCAAACAUGUGGAACUUGAGCUCUUCUUGUUGAGUUACAGUCUGAGGUACCCUCACAGAUAUUGACACAAGUUAUUUAGAAGAAGAAAAGCAAGACCAUUUCCAUAGUUGUUUGAUCAUAACUUACUGCCAGAAAUGGCUCUUUCAGUGGACUCAUCUUGGCACCGGUGGCAAUGGCGAGUCAGAGAUGUGCUCCCUCAGUCUCCAUCAGAAGCCACACCACUGUUGUCCCAAGAGAAGAGGAGGCAAAGCUACAACCUGACACAGCAGCGGAUCGUGUUCCCCAACAACAGCAUGUGCCACCAAGAUUGGGCAGAGGUCUCCAGGAGAUACUCCGGCAACAGAAUCUGCACAGCCAAAUAUACCUUCCUCACCUUCCUGCCGCAGAAUCUCUUUGAGCAGUUUCAUAGAUGGGCUAACCUCUAUUUUCUGUUCCUGGUGAUUCUGAACUGGAUGCCCUCCAUGGAAGUUUUCCACAGAGAAAUCACCAUGUUACCAUUGGCCAUUGUACUAUUCAUCAUCAUGGUCAAGGAUGGCAUGGAGGACUUCAAGAGACAUCGUUUUGAUAGAGAGAUCAACUGCUCCAACAUCUGGAUAUAUGAAAGAAAAGAGAGGAGUUACGUGCAGAAGUGCUGGAAGGAUGUGCGUGUGGGAGACUUCAUCCAAAUGCAGUGCAACGAGAUCAUCCCAGCAGACAUACUCCUCCUCUUCUCCUCAGACCCCAGCGGGAUCUGCCACCUGGAAACUGCCAACCUGGAUGGAGAGACAAACCUCAAACAAAGACGUGUUGUGAAGGGCUUCUCACAACAGGAUGUACAGUUUGAACCUGAACAUUUCUGCAACACCAUUGUGUGUGAGAAACCAAACAACCACCUCAACAAAUUUAAGGGUUAUAUGGAGCAUCCUGACCAGACAAGGACCGGCUUUGGCAGUGAGAGUCUUCUACUUCGAGGCUGCACCAUCAGAAACACUGAAGUGGCCAUUGGCAUCGUCAUCUAUGCAGGCCAUGAGACAAAAGCCAUGCUGAACAACAGUGGCCCACGGUAUAAACGCAGCAAGAUUGAGCGGCGCAUGAACACAGACAUUUUCUUCUGCAUUGGGCUCCUCUUCCUUAUGUGCCUCAUUGGAGCUGUAGGUCACCGCCUCUGGAAUGGGACCUUUGAAGAACACCCACCCUUUGAUGUGCCAGAAGCCAACGGCAGCUUCCUUCCCCUUGCCCUUGGGGGCUUCUACAUGUUCCUUACGAUGAUCAUCCUGCUCCAGGUGCUGAUCCCAGUCUCCCUGUAUGUGUCCAUUGAGCUGGUAAAGCUCGGGCAAAUCUUCUUCCUGCACAAUGACCUUGACCUGUACGAUGAAAAGACCGAUUUAUCCAUUCAGUGUCGAGCCCUCAACAUCACUGAGGACUUGGGCCAGAUCCAGUAUGUCUUCUCUGACAAGACGGGGACACUGACUGAGAACAAGAUGGUCUUCCGGCGUUGCACUAUCAUGGGCAGCGAGUAUUCUCACCAAGAAAAUGCCAAACGACUGGAGACCCCAAAGGAGUUGGAUUCAGACAGUGAAGAGUGGACCCAAUACCAGUGCCUGUCGUUCCCAGCCCAACGGGCUCAGGGCCCAGCAACACUGAGGGGUCAAGGAUGGGCUCAGCCUCUGAGGAGGUGCCAUAGUGCCCAGGUACCCAUCCAGGGCCACUCACGACAGAGGUCUAUAGGGCGCUGUGAAAGUUCACAGCCUCCUGUGGCCUUCAGCAGCCCCAUUGAAAAAGAUGUGACUCCAGAUAAAAAUCUACUGCCCAAAGUGCAAGAUGCUGCCCUGUGGUUGGAGACAUUGUCAGACACGAAACCUGCCAAGACUUCCCUCUCCACCACCUCCUCCAUUGCUGACUUCUUCCUUGCACUAACCAUCUGCAACUCUGUCAUGGUCUCCACAACCACUGAGCCAAGGCAGAGGGUCACCAUGCCACCCUUGACCAAGGCUCUGGGGACAUCCCUGGAGAAGAUUCAGCAGCUCUUCCACAGAUUGAAGCUUUUGAACCUCAGCCAGUCAUUCUCAUCCACUGCACCCUCUGAUACCGACCUGGGGGAGAGUUUGGGAGCCAACAUGCCUACCACAGACUCAGAAGAGAGAGACGAUGCUUCUGUGUGCAGUGGAGGCUACUCCACCGAUGGUGGCUAUAGGAGCAGCACAUGGGACCAGGGCGACAUCCAGGGGUCUGGAUUGGAUGCUUCCUUCGAGAAGGUUCUGGAGGCCCCAGCUCUAGGACUGGCCAGCCCUGAGCUCUAUUAUGAAGCUGAGAGCCCUGAUGAGGCAGCCCUGGUACACGCAGCCCAUGCCUAUAGCUUCACGCUGGUGUCCCGGACACCUGAGCAGGUGACUGUGCGCUUGCCCCAGGGCACCUGCCUCACCUUUGACAUCCUCUGCACCCUGGGCUUUGACUCUGUCAGGAAAAGAAUGUCUGUGGUUGUGAGGCACCCACUGACGGGUGAGAUCAUCGUCUACACGAAGGGCGCAGACUCGGUUAUCAUGGACCUGCUGGAAGACCCAGCAUGCGUAACUGACAUGGAUGUGGAAAAGAAGAUGAGGAAAAUCCAAGUCAGAACCCAGAAGCAUCUAGAUUUAUAUGCAAGAGAUGGCCUUCGAACACUGUGCAUCGCCAAGAAGGUCAUAAGCGAAGAUGACUUCCAGCGAUGGGCCAGUUUCCGGUAUGAGGCAGAGUCAUCCCUCGACAAUCGAGAUGAGCUUCUAAUGGAGACUGCACAGCAUCUGGAGAAUCAACUCACCUUACUCGGAGCCACUGGAAUCGAAGACCGGCUACAAGAAGGGGUUCCAGACACAAUUGCGGCUCUGCGGGAAGCUGGGAUCCAGCUCUGGGUCUUGACUGGAGAUAAGCAGGAGACAGCAAUCAAUAUCGCCUAUUCCUGCAGAUUGUUAGAUCAGGCUGACACUGUUUACUCCAUUAAUACAGAAAGUCAGGAAACCUGCGAAUCCAUCCUCAACUGUGCACUGGAAGAAGUAAAGCAAUUUCAUGGACCACAGAAGCCAGACCGCAAGUUCUUUGGGUUCUGUCUACCUUCCAAGACACUACCCCCCACCUCAAGAGCUGCAGUUCCAGAAGUUGGAUUGGUCAUUGAUGGGAAGACAUUAAAUGCCAUUUUCCAGGGAAAGCUGGAGAUGAAAUUUUUGGAGUUGACUCAGUAUUGCCGGUCUGUCCUAUGCUGCCGCUCCACCCCACUCCAGAAGAGUAUGAUAGUCAAGCUGGUGCGAGACAAGUUGAGCGUCAUGACCCUUUCCAUAGGUGAUGGAGCAAAUGACGUAAGCAUGAUUCAAGCUGCUGACAUUGGAAUUGGGAUAUCUGGACAGGAAGGCAUGCAGGCUGUUAUGUCCAGCGACUUUGCCAUCUCCCGCUUCAGACACCUCAAGAAGCUGCUGCUAGUGCACGGCCACUGGUGUUACUCACGCCUGGCCAGGAUGGUGGUGUACUACUUCUAUAAGAAUGUGUGCUAUGUCAACCUGCUUUUCUGGUACCAGUUUUUCUGUGGCUUCUCUGGCUCCACUAUGAUCGAUUAUUGGCAGAUGAUAUUCUUCAAUCUCUUCUUCACCUCCUUGCCUCCUCUCAUCUUUGGAGUCCUCGAUAAAGACAUCUCUGCAGAAACACUCCUGGCAUUGCCUGAACUGUACAAGAAUGGCCAAAACUCUGAGUGCUACAACCCAAUGACUUUCUGGAUUUCUAUAAUGGAUGCAUUCUACCAAAGCCUUGUUUGUUUCUUCAUUCCUUACCUGACCUACAAGGAUUCAGAUAUUGACGUCUUUACCUUUGGGACACCCAUCAAUACCAUCUCCCUCACCACAAUCCUCUUACAUCAGGCAAUGGAAAUGAAGACCUGGACCAUUAUCCACGGGCUUGUUCUUUUAGGCAGCUUCCUGAUGUAUUUCGUGGUAUCCCUUGUUUACAAUGCCACCUGUGUCAACUGCAACAGUCCCACCAAUCCUUAUUGGGUGAUGGAAGGCCAGCUCUCAGACCCCACUUUCUACCUCGUCUGCUUCCUCACACCGGUCAUGGCUCUUCUCCCAAGGUAUUUUUUCCUAUCUCUGCAAGGGACUUAUGGGAAGUCUCUGAUCUUAAAAGCUCAGAAAAUUGACAAACUCCCCACAGACAAAAGAGACCUAGAAAUCCAGAGUUGGAGAAGCAGACAGAGGCCUAUCCCUAUUCCUGGAGAGGGUCAGUGCACUCAUCGUCCAGUGCCACCUGUCUCCAAACAAGACUUCAGAGCCAGCACCCCAAAGAACUCUAGCCCUCACAAGUGGAAGUGCAAGGAAGACUGGGAGCUUCAUGGAGAAAAAUGCAGCAGAGACCAUCUGAAGGAUCACCCAUGCCCAGGGGAUUCCUCAGUUAAACUCUCAUCCAGGGAAUACCUGCUUCUGGGGCCCAGUAUGACAAUGGCUUCAGGAGCCUACUCAAGUAAAAAGACUGAUGAGUACAGGCCCUCAAGCAAAGGCAGUCAUCGCAGAUCCCAGAGUUCACUGACCAUAUGAAUGGCCUGCAGAAAUCUGUACAAACUCAGAGGAAGCCACUCAAUCAAUAGCCUAAUUAACACAUGACUCUUCCUCUUCAUGGAGGAAAGGAUAUACCAGUCUCCCGACCAGGCUUGACUUCCUUGGAAAAGUGCUGGCUUCAAGGGCUAUGAAAAGGACUGGAAACCAGUCAACCUCUAGCUUUCUCCUGCUGCCAGGCAGCACAUCAUGCAAACAGAACUUUUAUAAGGAAGCUGUUUCUAAUAGAUUGAGUUUUAAAAUUUUUUACCCCAGAGACAUUCUUGUGACCCUCUAGGUAAGUAGGUGGCCAACACAAGUGAGGAAUAAUUUUCCAAGAUUCCAAGAGAUCUAUCUACCCAGGCACUCUCUCAGGAUAUGGAAGUUAUUAGGCUUGUCAAGCCAUCACCUCAUCUCAUUGUUCCAAGAGUUAAAGUUUUGGAAGAGACCCAUACACACAGGUACUUCAUCUCCAGUGUAUUGCAGUGAUUAAGGUAAUACCUAUAUAUUAAGUAAAAUCCCUGUAUAUUAGGGAUGGAUGCAAUACUUGUGACAAGUAUUUGAGCCUAAGAGUCAUAACCACCCCACAAGUUGACUUAUCACUUGAGUAACUUCUCAGCAAAGAUGUACAAAAAAAUUUCAACAAUCAAAUUGGCAAAUGGCAGACUGAGCUCAUCCUCUCACCAUCCUGCUGACAAACCUGAACUGGAAGGAUCAUUUGAAGCAUUGUAUCCCUGGAACCAGUACACUAAAUCUCUUUUACUGGCUAUGUCACAUAAUGAUGCCAAUAAUGGCCAACAGGAGAAUCCUAUAUGCAGAUUGUCAGAGAAGCAGCAGGUGAACACAUCAGGCAAAGCAGUAAUGAUAGUAAUCAUUCCAAAUGAGAGGAUUGAGCCAAAACCUGGAUCUCGGGUCCUCCCUUUCCCCAUUUGAUUCCUACCUACUCUUGAAAGUCAGAUUGAGACAGGUAGGAUGUUUCAGAGAACAUAGUAGUGGGAAGAACACUGGCCUCAGGAGAUCUGGGUUUGAAUCUUUGCUUCUGUACUCUCUAGGAGCCAGGAGCCUUGAAGCAAGAUACCACACUUGCAAAUUAGGUUAGAACUGCCCUACCUUCUAGGCUUGACAUAAGGAUCAAGUCAAAAUUACAAAGGGGACUUGAAAACGCUUUGAAAGCUGUAACACCCUCAGUAAUAACACAGGGAUUUGCAUGUCAGAGCUAAGGGGAAACAAGGUGAUGGGAAAGUUGUAAAAAUGACCAUAGUACCUAAAUGCAGAACCAUACCUGACAUUGCAUGUCGCUCUCUUUAUUGUGUGACCAACCAUCACAGUUUGCCUGGGGUUUUCCAUGGUUUAGCACUGAAUGGCCCACAUCCUAGGAAACACCUCAGCCUUGGGCCAUCUGAGACAGCUGGUAACUUACUCUUGCCCACCUAUGAAACCAAACCAACUGUGACCAUCCAACAUGCCAUCUUAAGGGAAAAAGUUUUCCUGUAAUAUUAUGCUAAUGAUUGUACUUAGUACAUUUUUAUACUUUUAUGACCUUUUACUGAUUGACUGGAAAUGUGUUAUCCUUUAUUAGAAAAAAGAAAUAAACAUUGUUUUCCAUAAA
Molecule: messenger RNA, 6540 nt
Organism: Nyctereutes procyonoides (raccoon dog)
Lineage: Eukaryota; Metazoa; Chordata; Mammalia; Carnivora; Canidae
Gene: ATP10B
Product: ATPase phospholipid transporting 10B (putative)
Exons: 25
Coding region: 540-4934 (1464 amino acids)
Biological process (GO): phospholipid translocation
Cellular component (GO): plasma membrane
Molecular function (GO): ATPase-coupled intramembrane lipid carrier activity; ATP hydrolysis activity; ATP binding
Source: RefSeq, a predicted model, not a curated record